AUGCUCCUGUUUUCUUUAUGUUCAGUAUUUUCCUCAUUCUUUAUGUAUGUCACUGGGGGGAAACUGCCUGAACCAGAGGUGAAAAUUGAAGUCCUGCAUAAGCCUUUCAUGUGUUAUCGGAAGUCAAAAUAUGGGGACAUGCUGCUUGUUCAUUUCGAGGGAUUCCUGGAGAGUAAUGGCACCAUGUUUCAUUCCAGCCACCACCACGGGGAUAAAAAUCCAGUGUGGUUCACCCUUGGGAUCCGAGAGGUGCUCAAGGGCUGGGAUAAGGGUCUGCAGAACAUGUGUGCAGGAGAGCGCAGGAAACUGACCAUCCCUCCAGGUCUGGCUUAUGGGAAAGAAGGAAAAGGCAAGAUUCCACCAAGCAGCACCCUGAUUUUUGACAUUGAGCUCAUAGAGAUCCAAAAUGGCCCCAGGUCACAUGAAUCCUUCCAGGAGAUGGACCUAAAUGACGACUGGAAGCUCUCCAAGGCAGAGGUGAGCGAGUACCUGAAGAGGGAGUUUGAGAAGCAUGGAUACUCAGCCAAUGACACGUAUCAUGAAGUGAUGGUAGAGGACAUCUUCAAAAAGGAGGACGAGGAUAAUGACGGUUUCAUAUCUGCAAGGGAAUUCACCUACAAACACGAUGAACUGUAGAGGAACGAUUUAAUCCUAAUUUCAAACUACCCACAAAGUUUACACCUUUGUGCCUCUCAUUUCCUCCAGUGUGGAAACAGGAAUUCAUUGGUAAAUGAGUAUUUACUGGUAUAUUCUACCUCCUGCUGAGGGCUUGCUGUUCUCAAAGUAAAACUCAGAAAACUCACUCAGAAUACUCUUGGUCAACUGUAAAUACUGUACAUGCAUAUUUUUUUAAGACUAUCAUGUCUCCAUUGUACAUGCACUGAUGACAUUCACAGAUGUGUUGUACAGUAUUGUAGAGUAUGUUCAAUUUUUAUGCUUCCCUGCCACUGAAAUAAAUGUUUUACC
Myripristis murdjan (pinecone soldierfish) is the source of this 966-nucleotide messenger RNA. It is a transcript of the gene fkbp14, whose product is annotated as FKBP prolyl isomerase 14. The record is from RefSeq and is a predicted model, not a curated record. The coding region runs from base 1 to 636 and encodes 211 amino acids. The transcript is spliced from 4 exons. Gene Ontology annotation, molecular function: peptidyl-prolyl cis-trans isomerase activity; calcium ion binding. Lineage: Eukaryota; Metazoa; Chordata; Actinopteri; Holocentriformes; Holocentridae.